Molecule: messenger RNA, 1220 nt
Organism: Syzygium oleosum
Lineage: Eukaryota; Viridiplantae; Streptophyta; Magnoliopsida; Myrtales; Myrtaceae
Exons: 4
Coding region: 229-978 (249 amino acids)
Molecular function (GO): zinc ion binding; nucleic acid binding
Source: RefSeq, a predicted model, not a curated record
CUUACAGAUACCCCUCCCAUGGCUUCUCUCUGUGGUUACUGCCCGAACAUCGUCCUCGCUCUUGGCCAAUCGCCUCGCACAGAACACACCCAUCAACCUCCUCGUGGCCAUUUCAGCUUUGCUGAUUGAAAUCGAACCAGACCGAGGGAGCAGGUUGGAGCUGUGUUGGUCUUGGUGGCAGCUAGUGCGGACUAGUGGUGGUGAAUAUUGGUAAGAGGAGUUUUAAGAAUGGCUUCAAUGAGCAGGAGCCCUAGCAGGAGCAGGUCCAGGAGCCCGAUCAAUCGAAAGAUGCGUACUGAGCGCUUUUCCUAUCGUGAUGCACCUUACAGGAGAGACUCUCGUCGUGGUUUCAGCCGAGAUCUGUGCAAGAAUUGCAAACGUCCUGGGCAUUUUGCUAGAGACUGUCCCAAUGUGGCAAUUUGUCACAAUUGUGGUCUGCCAGGGCACAUUGCUUCAGAAUGCACCACAAAAUCAUUAUGUUGGAACUGCCGUGAACCUGGCCACACGGCCAGCAACUGUUCGAAUGAAAGCAUCUGCCAUACAUGUGGUAAGGCUGGACAUAUUGCCAGAGAAUGCAGCGCUCCUCCUGGUGACUUGAGGCUGUGUAACAACUGCUACAAGCAAGGGCACAUUGCAGCUGACUGUACGAAUGAGAAGGCAUGCAACAACUGUAGGAAAACUGGCCACCUGGCACGUGAGUGCGCGAAUGAGCCGGUCUGCAAUAUGUGCAACAUAUCUGGGCAUGUGGCUAGGCUGUGUCCUAAAGGCAAUGUUAUGGGAGAGCGAGGGGGUGGUGGUGGUGGGCGCAGCAGCGGUGGUGGUUUCAGGGAUGUUGCGUUUAGAAACUGCCAGCAGGUGGGUCAUAUGGGCAGUGACAUGGGAGCUUUUACGAUCUGCCGCAACUGUGGUGGACGAGGGCACAUGGCAUACGAGUGCCCUUCAGGGAGGUUCAUGGACCGUUUCCCUAGAAGGUAUUGAUGGAUGGCAAUCUGUGUCAGUGUUUGGCCCCUGAUAGAUUUGAGAUGUUGAUUCGGCAGUUUUCUGUGGCGGCCAUUGUUAUUAGAAUUUGGAGCUUCUACUUUUCGUGUAGUAUUGUGCCCUUUUAUUAUGGACAGAAGAUUUUUGCUACCUUGUUCAAGUCGGCAGUGACUGUUAUGUAUUGAAUCUUCGUCUGGAAUCUUUUUCUAACUUAAAAAGAAAUUUAUAAGGGAGUUAAAUAA